Molecule: messenger RNA, 2005 nt
Organism: Dioscorea cayenensis subsp. rotundata (Guinea yam)
Lineage: Eukaryota; Viridiplantae; Streptophyta; Magnoliopsida; Dioscoreales; Dioscoreaceae
Product: calnexin homolog
Exons: 6
Coding region: 158-1762 (534 amino acids)
Biological process (GO): protein folding
Cellular component (GO): endoplasmic reticulum; endoplasmic reticulum membrane
Molecular function (GO): calcium ion binding
Source: RefSeq, a predicted model, not a curated record
UCGGAAAGGGUGCCAUUGUUCCUCAUCUUUCGAUCUCAGCCGUUCAUUUCUCUGUUUUACUGCGUCUUUCUCUUCUUUUUCUCUCUCUCGCUUUGUUCUUUCACUACGUCUCGGGUUCUCUCAGAUCUCGAGCUAGGGUUAGGGUUUUUGUCUCGCGAUGAUGGGAGGCAGGCGGAUUGCCCCGCUACUUGCUCUGGUACUGAUCGCUUGCCUCGCAUUUCAACUACACGCUUCGGAUCCGUUGUUUUAUGAGUCGUUUGAUGAGUCUUUCGAAGGGCGGUGGAUCGUGUCUAACAAGGAUGAUUACCAAGGUAUCUGGAAGCACUCUAAGAGCGAGGGGCAUGAAGAUUAUGGCCUUCUUGUGAGUGAUAAGGCCAGGAAGUACGCUAUUGUAAAAGAAUUAGAUGAGCCAGUAAAGCUUAAGGAUGGAACCAUUGUUCUACAGUUUGAAACACGACUCCAGAAUGGUCUUGAAUGUGGAGGGGCAUACAUUAAGUAUCUCCGACCUCAGGAUGCUGGAUGGGUACCUAAGGAGUUUGAUAAUGAGUCCCCCUACUCGAUCAUGUUUGGUCCUGAUAAAUGUGGGUCCACGAACAAGGUUCAUUUCAUCCUCAAUCACAAGAAUCCAAAGACUGGGAAAUUUGUUGAGCAUCAUCUUAAGUAUCCACCAUCUGUCCCAUCUGACAAGCUGACUCAUGUCUACACAGCUAUUUUGAAACCUAACAAUGAGUUGCAAAUUUUGAUUGAUGGGGAGGAGAAGAAGAAAGCAAACUUCUUGUCAGCUGAUGACUUUGAGCCAGCACUUAUCCCACCGGAAACCAUUCCUGAUCCAGAUGAUAAGAAGCCUGAGGAUUGGGAUGAGAGAGCUAAAAUUCCUGACCCUGAUGCAGUGAAGCCUGAGGAUUGGGAUGAAGAUGCUCCCAUGGAAAUUGAAGAUGAGGAUGCUGUCAAACCUGAGGGAUGGUUGGAUGAUGAGCCUGAGGAUAUUGAUGAUCCUGAAGCCACAAAACCGGAAGAUUGGGAUGAUGACGAGGAUGGGGAAUGGGAGGCUCCUAAAAUUGACAACCCUAAGUGUGAGGAAGCACCUGGCUGUGGUGAGUGGAAGAGGCCAACAAAGAGGAAUCCGGCCUACAAGGGGAAGUGGUAUGCACCUAUGAUUGACAACCCAAGCUACAAAGGCAUCUGGAAACCACAGCAGAUACCUAACCCUGACUAUUUUGAACUUGACAAACCUGAUUUUGAGCCUAUCGCUGCUAUUGGCAUUGAGAUCUGGACCAUGCAGGAUGGCAUUUUGUUUGACAAUAUUUUGAUAGCUAGUGAUGAGAAGAAGGCUGAGUCUUACAGGGAUGAAAAGUGGAAGCCAAAAUACACCAGUGAAAAGGAAAAGCAGAAGGCUGAUGAUGCAGCUUCUGGUUCAGAUGGACUUUCAAGCUUUCAGAAGAAGGUAUUUGAUGUUCUUUACAAAGUUGCCAACAUUCCUUUCUUGGAAGCAUACAAGAUCAAGAUCAUUGAUGUCCUUGAGAAAGGAGAAAAACAGCCAAACCUGACCAUCGGAAUCCUGGUAUCCAUUGUGGUGGUGUUCUUGACAAUCAUCUUCAAGAUUCUCUUCGGGGGGAAACGGGCAGUGGCACCUGCUAACCCGCCUUCUGAAACCAAGACGGUAGAUGCUCCAGAGAGCAGUGAAGGAAAGGAAGAAACCGAGAAAGAAGAGAAGGAAGAUGGAGCGGCAGCACGCCCCCGGAGGCCCCGGCGUGAGACAUAGUGUAGACAAGGGUUGAUAGUUUUUGAGUCUGGUCUGUAUUCUUAUUUCCAAGGAUUUUGAGAGUUUUUUAUUUUGCCUGGCCGUGAACCAUCCAUCUCCAGAAACCUUUUUCAUCAUAUCUUUUUAUCUGUUGACAUUUUAGCAGCCUGAAAAUAGAAAUUGUUUUUGUCCUGCCUUAAUAUUGAACUUAACAAGGCCACUUUCACGCGUGCUAGCAACUGGAGUUGUGAUUUCAGUAAUUUA